Messenger RNA from Trypanosoma cruzi, 828 nucleotides. RefSeq lists its product as uncharacterized. The record is from RefSeq and is a predicted model, not a curated record. The transcript has a single exon. NCBI's taxonomy places the organism in Eukaryota, Euglenozoa, Kinetoplastea, Trypanosomatida, Trypanosomatidae. The coding region runs from base 1 to 828 and encodes 275 amino acids.
AUGUUCUGCAGACUGUGCGCGGGAAGUCGUCUCGGAGGUGAGGCGCUGCGUUCUGAAGUGCUGGUGUCGCAGAGGCGACUACUCAACAUAAACCGCAGCGUUCAGACGCGGUGGGAGGUGGAGAACCAAGCGGCGUCGCAGAAGCGCACCGACUACGACUUUGACAAGGAGCAGUGGUCCAAGCAGAUGCGCUUUGCGUCGAUGGAUUGUAUUAUGAAUCCUGACAUCACCCCCAUUCGCUACACGACGAUCACAGGUCUCAACAAGGCCUUCCGGCGAUUCAUGACGAUGCGGAAACUUGUCGAGCGUCGUCCGGACUUUAAUCCGGAGGACCUUAAGAAACUUUUUGUUCAGUUAAAGACAAUAUCACAUUCCCUUAACCCGGAGGAUCUGAAACUGCUGCAGCGUAUCACGACACAUGGGGAAGCGAGUCGUAUUGGGAAGGAAAUUAAAUUAGGAAUGAAUGAGGAGUUUUCCAAGAAGAGCUGGAAGUCCCUGAAGAUGCAGGCGGUCCAGAACACGUACCAAAUUGAGCUGGACUCAUUUCAGUUGGUGAACUGUUACAUGGGGCAAAUGGCACAGGAAGACUGGCUCCAGAUCACUUACAAGUGCGAGUACCGUGAGCGGCCUGAUGAGGCAUCGGAGUGGCAGAGCAUGUGCGAGUACCCCGUCUUUGAGGUUCGUCUUGGCGACGGGGUACAGUCGUCCAACACACACGCGUUCAUCGUUGUGGGUGUCAUGCGGAAGGACGGUACGCGGUACGGAAAGGACUCCCAGGAUGCCGCCGCCCUGCGCAAACAGUUUGACCGCAGUAGGAAGUGGUUUUAA